AUGUCCGUUGUCGGAACACUGAAGGGCGACAUGCCGCAACAAGUCAGAUCGCUGUACCGCCAAUUAUUACGGCAGGGCGAUCAGUUUGCCGCCUACAACUUCCGCGAGUACGCCAAGCGCCGAACGAGAGAUGCUUUCCGAGAGAACAAGAACGUGCAGGAUUCGCGCCAGAUCCAGGAGUUGGUACAGAAGGGUCUCAAGGAGCUGCAGGUCUUGAAGCGGCAAACAGUCAUCAGCCAGUUCUACCAGCUGGACCGGUUAGUCGUCGAGGGCGGAAUUUCGGGCCGGGAGAGCGGCGACCACGGCGAGGUCAUGAGGCAGAAGGAGCAGGGAUGGAACUAG
Purpureocillium lilacinum is the source of this 342-nucleotide messenger RNA. RefSeq lists its product as uncharacterized. Gene Ontology annotation, cellular component: L-cysteine desulfurase complex; mitochondrion. Lineage: Eukaryota; Fungi; Ascomycota; Sordariomycetes; Hypocreales; Ophiocordycipitaceae. The record is from RefSeq and is a predicted model, not a curated record. Gene Ontology annotation, biological process: iron-sulfur cluster assembly.